Messenger RNA from Macrosteles quadrilineatus (aster leafhopper), 1808 nucleotides. RefSeq lists its product as uncharacterized. Lineage: Eukaryota; Metazoa; Arthropoda; Insecta; Hemiptera; Cicadellidae. The transcript has 5 exons. Bases 12 to 1310 code for a protein of 432 amino acids. The record is from RefSeq and is a predicted model, not a curated record.
AGGUGUCUGGGAUGGGAGCAGACACUGACUCCUCGCUGUCCCCUCUCUGGGACAUGGACAGCGCCGACUACGAGUGUGAUUGUCCUGGUCCUCCUCCACCUGUGUUCCACUUGCCACCGCCGCCGAGGCCGCCUUUCCUCCACGAGGUCGCAGAUUGUACCGAGACUCCUAUGGAGAUCGAGACCUGCGACGCAAUGACUGUGAUAGACGCUAACGAGUACCACAGCAGCCCUGCCAUGCCGCCCCUUGUUGUUAUAGUGAUAUGUGCGCUCCUCAUCAUUUCCUUGCUGCUCGUAGCCACCGCUCUAGUCUGGAAGCACAAAAAGAAGAUGCAGAACUUGUUGCCGUGCAAGAGUUCGCCACAGAACCGCUGUGACGUCACUCAUGGUAAUGGUGUCAUAUAUGAGGAUCUGACCAACAUCAGGCCUCGCAAUCUGCCUCAGCCCUCCAUGGAGAUGCUAGAUGUCAAGUCCAGGGGCAACUUUGCCAACCACUGUGCAUACCCUGUGAUAAACCACUCUCACUCCCCUGUGUUCAUCUGUCCCCCACGGCCAGACCAGUACACCUCACAGGAUCUCUACAACCCUGUCUACGAAGAGCUUUCAAAUGGUUCAGGAGAGAGAGGGGAGUCUGAAGGAGACAGUGAGGGAGGUCCCCGUAGUGAGGACGAGUUUGCGGAGGAUGAGCUGAGUGUCGGAGAAGGUGGUGGACGUCGCGGCGGACCUGUGUCCCCGACCAGCUCUCUACAAGGGUCCACCGGCAACGAUCUGUGUCGCGACAUAGACUCAUCAGACGCUGACGACCGCAGUCGCUUUCUGUGUAGUAGAAACCUAAGUUUACCUCCGGGACAUAGAAAUAGAGUGCCUAGGUCUCAUAGAGGUCAGAGCGGACACAGACCUAGGAGUUUGGACAGGAGACGGGGUGGCGGAAACUGGCGAAAUAAAGGACCGGAGUGCGGUGAAUUUCACGAAGGACUUUUACUGGACGCUCUGUUGCAGUUUUAUCCAAAUGUAGUGGGGGUGAACCAGGGGGGUAUAAACCAGCCUCAACCGCACGAUCCCCACAGACUGCCUUACAUCCUUCCCGUCCCUAACCCAGGCCCGACUCACGUCAACCCGUACGAGAGUGUUCCUGUGCUAAGCCACCUCCACCAGCACCAUCCCAUGACGACGUUCCGGCCCAACAAGCCUACGAGUCACGACUCAGACUCCGGGUACAGCAACAACACUUCGGGUGGAGGGCAGGGCAGCACCCGCGGGCGCAAGGACCACAGACUGUCAACACACGCCUCAGACCUCGUACUCUCAUAGUACACGACACACCCCAACAUCCAUCAACAGUUCUUCCUUCCAUGCGAUAUAAGACUGCGAUCUUUAGAAACUGUAGAAAUAUUCUCAAAAAUAUCAUUUUUACCAAUUUCUUAGAGUGUUUAUUCAAAUUAUUGUAUUGAAUUUUAUCUUGGUUAUUGUUCUUCUUAAUUAUUGUUAUAUAUUUUACACUUUACAUUUAAAAAGCGCUACAAAUAAUAAAAUAUGUAUUUAAAAGAAUGAUUCUCAUUGUGAACAGGUAUCUUUCCAAAGCAAAUCUACUAAACUGUAUUAGGUACUAUCAUAUUGAGUGUGUAACAUUUUAAUUUGUGUAUAGUGUACAGUUAAAUGAAUGUAAGUAUAUUUUUGUAUAGUAGAUUUGUUACUGAAGAAAAAACCUUUCUUUAAAUUUUUAUUUUAUCACAGUUUAGUAGAUUUGAAACUUAAGACAGUAGCCUACUGAAUAAAAAAUUAUAUUUUUUAGAACUCUACAUUUAAGAG